GCACGGUCCGCUUUCAACUUCACAAAUUGCGACUGCUUCCACAUACCAACCUUCAGCAGGCAGUGAAUACCGACACAAUGUUACCAUGGGAGUGGCCAUCGACCCCAGUGGAUGUCUCUGAAUUGAUGUACAGCAUGCCGCGCAUACCAGAGUCACCUCCUUGCGUAGAGCGGCCAGGCACUGUAGGCCCGUUGAGAAGAUGCGUCUCUCGCCAACCACUGUUGCGGGGCUUUGCCUUGCCCUCUCCGUCCUGUUCUUCGCGUUCCUAAACUUCGACCGCCUUAGUGAGCCGGGGACAUACUUGUUGCGAGGACACUCCCGCCAGAUCGAAGUCGAAGCAGUCGAGGCGGCAAUGGCCCACCAAGCCGAAAAGCAUCGACUGGAGAAUGCACUCAAUGCCGCCGAAGCCAAAGCUGAAGCUGCAGCAGCCGCAGCAAAACACGCAGAGGACGAGAAGCAGCGAACCGCGCAACAGCAAAAAGAAAGCUUUGCGUAUGUCUUCUACGCCACCAGCAAUGAGUACGCUUGCUCUGCGCUCGUCAACAUCCACCGCUUGCGCAACGUACUCGACAGCGAGAUACCCAUCCAUCUCCUCGUCUCGGAUGGUGUCACACAGUCAUACAGACGUGCCGCGCAGACUCUUGGCGUAGGGGUUCACGCAGAGGAGGCGCCGCCGAUUGCUGGUGGCAUGUCCGGCAGCUACUACCAGGACUGCAUGCUCAAGCUUUUAGCUUUCAAAAUGCAUACGCUCGACCCGAAGCUGAAACGAGUCCUCGCUUUUGACUCGGAUCAGCUCAUCAUGCGCAACCUCGACCCUCUCUUCACCGGCCUGCCGCCGAUCGACCUCGCGGCGCCUCGAGCGUACUGGCUCGCCAAGGACUUUCUGGCUAGUACAUUCAUGAUGAUCAGCCUUUCCGAUCGUCUGUGGAAGACGGUCAAGCAGGCGUUGGACAAAGUGGAGUACGACAAAUUCGACAUGGAUUUGGUGAAUGACCUGCUCGGGGAUUCGGUCAUGAUGCUGAGCGGCGAGUAUGUGACGCUGAAUAGUCAUUGGGAGGAUUGGAAUUUGCCGAGAUGGUAUCAUGCGGAGAGUGAGCUUAAUAUGACGACAAUCGAUCUGAUUAAUCAGCUCCAUGCUGCGCCUGCGGCCGUUCCGCAAGAUGUUGGUGUGCCUACUGUGGCAUCCGCGCAAGAGGUUAAGAGCAGCAUGACCGACGUCGACUUCAUCCCGGUCAAGCGACAAGGCACCGCUACCAAGAUCAAAGUCGAAGGCGUGACGAACACGGCGCACGCACCGGACCCUUCCCACACCACCGCCACAUCGACAUCACCAAAAGUUCAGGCCGCGAGUCAAACGCCAACACCACGCUUUCCAGAAACCCAUCCUUUAACUGAGGAGCUUACUCGGCUGCAGAGUGCGGCCGCGGUCAUCCACUUCACCGCCCAAGGCAAGCCUUGGAUGAAACUUCCCGCCGACGUGAGAGCGGCAAGGCCGGAUGCCCAUCCGCUAUUGGCGGAGCAGUUUCGCUUGUGGCGGGAGACGGCGGCGCUGGUUUGUCCCGGCGGGAUACCGGAGGCUCAAAGGACGAAAGGCGAGACGAGUCGAAAUGGAGUAGGACAGGUUUGAGCGUCUUUGCAGAGGGCGGCCGACACAACAUGCCAGGCUGUAGACUGUUGAACGUCACGUGGCGAACUCGUUGUGAUCGGCUCGUUCUGCCUCCGUGCAUGAUGCAACCAGUGGUACUGGAGCCACCGCGGUUGCUGGAGCCUCUGCUGUUGUCGGAGCCACUGCUCUCUAGCUCUAUGCGACUUACGGCUCGCUGGGAUGCCCUGGUACAAUGAACUGCGACCAGCAGUUGUACGACUGUUGGGCGCCACUUUACAUGCGUUGGUCUAGAAGCUGGUGCUACCCAUCCGCAAGCUCAUUGGUUUGGCGAAGGUGCAAG
Baudoinia panamericana UAMH 10762 is the source of this 1946-nucleotide messenger RNA. RefSeq lists its product as uncharacterized. Lineage: Eukaryota; Fungi; Ascomycota; Dothideomycetes; Mycosphaerellales; Teratosphaeriaceae. Gene Ontology annotation, molecular function: glycosyltransferase activity. The transcript has 2 exons. Bases 200 to 1627 code for a protein of 475 amino acids. The record is from RefSeq and is a predicted model, not a curated record.